Molecule: messenger RNA, 6543 nt
Organism: Coregonus sp. 'balchen'
Lineage: Eukaryota; Metazoa; Chordata; Actinopteri; Salmoniformes; Salmonidae
Source: the annotation of a GenBank genome assembly
AUGCAGGAAUCUCCUGGCUCUAUUGGUGUGGAUGGAGGUUAUGCCAGUAAUGUGCCUGCCUUCCUCACCAAACUGUGGACCCUGGUAGAGGACCCGGACACCAACCACCUCAUCUGCUGGAGUUCUGUGAGUACCGGAAGCACUGACUCUUCUGAUUGGUAAAGUUGGUUAAAGAGAGUCAGAGGUCUUUAGGUCUUUCCUACAGUUGAAUAUAUUUCAUGUGUUUGAAAGAAAUUACAAGAAUGAGAAGAUAAGUAAUGGUUAGGUGCAGUGGCAAGAUACUACUUGUCUAUUACUCAUAGUUCUAUGUUUGACUAUCAAAUUAAUUGGUUAUCGUGACUGUUUAUACCCGGGUUGACUGAAAAGUGGAUGUGUUUAAACCUUUGGUUAACCCAAAACAUGUGCCUUGCAUUCAUCGGCAGCAUUAGAUAGAUCUGGAGGGGAAACGAGGAAAUGUCUUCCAGUGUUGUUCCCUUUAUAAACUAAGGGGUAUCAUCAAAAAGUAUGAUUAGUACUGAUCAUAUCAGUAUUGUCUUACACAUCUUCACAGUGUAAGGACUGGUGAAUGAGACCACAUACUAAGCAACCCUUGACAUCUUUAUCUUUGUACCUGUUUGUGUUACUGUUAUGCCCAAGACUCCACAAUCUGGCUUACAGAAUCCUCAAAAUGUAAGUGAGUAACCAUCUUUGAGAAUAUCAUGACUUCAUCAUGUUCAUGAACUGUUUUUGCUUACUCAACUCAUAUGGGGAUAGAAAUAUUGACUUUAACAACCUUUUCAAAAUCAUGUGGCCAACCUGUUUACCACUUAAAGAAUUUGCUAUUGGAAUAUGACAAAAGUCCAUAAACUUGGCAUUGAUUUACUGUUUAAGAGGUGUGGGUACAGUUUGCUGGUAAAUAGUUUUUUUAAAUAAACUAGGAUAUGCACAUUUCUCAGAACAGAUGUUAUAUGGACUUAUUGGUAUAAAUUAAAUAAUACACUUCCUACUUGAUCAACCUUCACAGGAUUUAUAGGACUGAGCAUUUUAUGGUUUUGACAUUGGACUAGUUUCCCGGACACCCUAGACCUGGACUAAAAAGCAUGCUCAAUGAAGAAUCUCCAUUGAAAGUGCCUUUUGGUUCCUUUAACUUGUCCGGGAAACUGGCCCUGAAUGUUGAAUUUAGGUAGUCAAUGUCCAACCAGUGGUUCAUAGAACUUAAAGACAAACCCCUAUUUUGGUUAUGUCCCUCAGACUGGGACCAGCUUCCAUGUGUUCGACCAGGGCAGGUUUGCCAAAGAGGUGCUGCCAAAGUACUUCAAACAUAACAACAUGGCCAGCUUUGUCCGUCAGCUCAACAUGUGUGAGUACCUCUCCUCAGCACUAGAAAAUAGACAAAUACCCUGUCAGAUAUUUAGCAGUAUUUAGAAGUCAAUUGUGUAGGAGUGACUUUUGUAUUGUUUAUGUGUAAGUAGGCUAUGCAUUAAUUUGUGUAUUUGAGUGUUUGAGCCUCUGGGUGUGUGUGUGUGUGUGUGUGUGUGUGUGUGUGUGUGUGUGUGUGUGUGUGUGUGUGUGUGUGUGUGUGUGUGUGUGUGUGUGUGUGUGUGUGAGUUGCUGUGUGCCGCUAACCUUUGGACUGAUGUGCAGAUGGCUUCAGGAAGGUGGUGAACAUAGAGCAGAGUGGUCUGGUGAAGCCAGAGAGAGACGAUACAGAGUUUCAGCACCUCUACUUCCUGCAAGGCCACGAACACCUGCUGGAGCACAUCAAAAGGAAGGUGAGACAGAAACCUAGGAAACAAAACACACACUCACACACACACACACACACACACACACACACACACCAACAAAGUACACAUAGUAAGACCUCUGUGUGUGUUUGUCUGUGUGUUUAGGUCUCCAUCGUGAAGAGUGAAGAGACUAAAGUACGCCAGGAGGACUUGAGUAAGCUGCUGUAUGAGGUGCAGGUGCUGCGCAGCCAACAAGAGAACAUGGAGUGUCAGAUGCAAGACAUGAAACAGUAAGUAGCAAUGUGUGCUGAUACACAGCAUCAAUCAUAACUACAACGACAAUGCGCUGUAUGACUCAUGCUAAAUCAAUAAAAGUACCAUAAUCAGUGCUGUAGAUGUUUUAAUGCUAUAAAAAAUGUGGUUAGAGGCCACUGAACUGGGACAAAACUAACCAUACUAAGCCAUAUUGUAUGUAACAUAGUCCAUCCUCAAUAGCCCAUGCAUUGUCCCUGGCCUCAUUGUAUGUUCCAAUGGUUUAGUCUAUUGUCUACAUUGGUUGAAGAGAACAUUCAGCUGCUCACCUGACUGUUGCGCCCUAUAAUAGCAUCAGGUGUGCUGGUCAGGUGGUGCAUGUGUCAGGUAGCAGUACAGGUGGUCUUGUCACGUGUCUAUCUGAUCUGGAAUCUGGCUGAGCCCUCAUAUAGGACACAUCAGGGUGAACAGGCUGAAAUCAGAGCAUCGCCCAGUCACACCAUGUAAUCACACAUAUAGAUCACACACAUGGGACGUGCGGGGUGGUGAGUGAGGAGGUUGAUAGUAAAGUGGUGAAUGUCACAGUGAUCUGUCUUACUCCUCCAGGCAGAAUGAGGUGCUGUGGAGAGAGGUGGUCUCACUGAGACAGAACCACACCCAGCAGCAGAAAGUCAUGAACAAGGUGAGAACCUCUCAGUUAACAUGACUAUACAGUGUGUGUGUGUGUGUGAGUGUGUGAGAGAGAGAGAGAGCCUGUGUGUGUGUGUGUGUGUGUGUGUGUGUGUGUGUGUGUGUGUGUGUGUGUGUGUGUGUGUGUGUGUGUGUGUGUGUGAGAGAGCGAGAGAGAGCCUGUGUGUGUGUGUGUGUGUGAGAGAGAGAGAGAGAGAGAGCCUGUGUGUGUGUGUGUGUGUGUGUGUGAGAGAGAGAGCCUGUGUGUGUGUGUGUGUGUGUGUGUGUGUGUGUGUGUGUGUGUGUGUGUGUGUGUGUGAGAGAGAGAGAGAGAGAGAGCAUGUGUGUGUGUGUGUGUGUGUGUGUGUGUGUGUGUGUGUGAGAGAGAGAGCCUAUGUGUGUGUGUGUGUGUGAGAGAGAGAGAGAGAGCCUGUGUGUGUGUGUGAGAGAGAGAGAGAGCCUGUGUGUGUGUGUGUGUGUGUGCGAGAGAGAGAGAGAGAGAGAGAGAGAGAGAGAGAGAGAGAGAGAGAGAGAGAGAGAGAGAGAGAGCCUGUGUGUGUGUGAGAGAGAGAGAGAGCCUGUGUGUGUUUGAAUUAGAGAGAGAGGAAAAGAGAGAGAGAACAGGAAGUCAGUGUAUUACUUUGGUACUGAAUCAUUCUCUGUGUUUUGCUCCUUUAUAGCUGAUUCAGUUCCUUUUCAGCCAGAUGCAAUCAAACACACCCAGUACUGUAGGAAUUAAGAGAAAGCUGUGAGUACUCUGCCUCGCUUUGUAGUGCGUGCCCACACACACACACACACAAAGGCUAAGAUUCACAAUACAUGCACUCAAAAACACACACACACUUGUAUGUACAUACACUCAUUAACACACCAUACUAACAAUUCGACAAUAGUAACACAAACACACGAACACAUCAGUGGGAACGGCCAACUCAGCUGUAUGUGCUCAGCUGACGCGUUGCACAAUCCCAGCUAGGAUGAAUGGAGCUGAAUGCUGAAUCAGACCUACUGAGCCCUAAGCCCCUCACACACACACACACACACAAUCACUCACCCACCCCUCCCAUCCUCUCACACCCACACCACCCCACUGAACCAGGACGCAUGACCCUCUACCCUCUAUGGGAAAUGCACCAUCAGCUUGUGUGACCCGUGUGAACAAAUCGGUCAAAGUCAAAGAACAAGGCACAGUGACAUAAAACACUCAAAUUUUCUGUCACAUCCAUACCGCCUAAAGAUUUAGAACUGACAUCACUUUAACUGGACAUUUUUCAUAUCUGUUUAUACCGUUUCCAAUAACAUUCAUAACACUGUGCCAUAGCUGUGCUCUACAAUACAAUUUAUGCUGUCAUUGUGCCCCGCUGUUGGUGGUUAGUAAUGGUACACUCUUAGAAAGAAGGGCUCCAAAAGGGUUCUUUGGCUAUCCCCAUAAGAGAACCCUUUUGGGUUCCUUGUAGAACCCUCUUUGGAAAGGGUUCUACAUGGAAACCAAAAUAGUUCUACCUAGAACAAAAAGGGUUUUACCCAGAACCAAAAAGGGAUCUUCAAAGGGUUCUCCUAUGGGGACAGCCGAAGAAACCUUUUAGGUUCUAGAUAGCACCUUUUUUCUAAGGAGUGUAGAGAUAUUACUGAUAGAGAUAUUACAUUAUGUGUACACUGCUUUGGCAAAAUAGAAACAGCAGUGGUUGAUAUAAGAUGAAUGAAAGAAAAUGAUCAGAAAUGUCAAUUACAUAUUGUAAUUCCUAACUUAUUAACUUUUCUCAGUGGUCAAAAAGCAAGUGGGUGUUUUAAGGCCUACAUGUUCGAUACAAGCGUAACUUUAUUGAACAUGUAGUUUUUCAAAACUACCACUGCUUUCUCGACUCACCCUUCCAAGCCAUCAGAAAGGUUACAGUUAUUUCCCCUUAUCCUCGGCUCUCAUACAGUAAGGCUAAGCAGAUACAGCUCUCUAAGUCUCUCAGUCUAUAAAUUAUGAGUUUAGAGUUCUAAGGCAUGUCAUUGCAAAAGAGAAGAGAGUAUUUCCCAUUGAUUUCUCUAUAUUCCCCCUCAUGGUGAUCCCUGGCCCUCCCAGUCCCCUUAUGUUGGAUGAUGGCUCCACCACGCCCCCAGCCUCUAAGUUCAAUCAUAACCACCAAAUGGAGCCCCUGCAUGAGCAUUUCUAUAUCCAGUCGGUAAGAAACCCACUCUACAUUUUACAUUUUUGUCAUUUAGCAGACGCUCUUAUCCAGAGCGACAUUACAGGAGGAAUUAGGGUUAAGUGCCUUGCUCAAGGGCACAUCGACAGAUUUGUCACCUAGUCGGCUCGGGGAUUAGAACCAGCGACCUUUCGGUUACUGGCACAACGCUCUUAACCACUAAGCUACCUUCUGCCCCAUACCUUUCACCAUUACACUAUUUCUACACCGUAUGGUGCUAGUUGUACUGUGUUUACAGUUUCCAUUUAGCAUUGGGACAUCAUGACUAUCAUAGAAAAAAACGUUAUAUUUUUAACUGCAUAGUGACUGUCAGACUGUGAGCUUCACAAACCUUUAAUUAAACUCUAUUACUGUUCCUUCUCCACAGCCAUCAACAGAAACUGCCUCUUGCUCCAAUAGUGCAAUGACAGGAGGACCAAUCAUAUCAGACGUUACUGAAAUGUCACAACCCAGCAACUUGGCCAUUCAAAUGCAAACAGAGGAGACAAGGUGAGGGUCAAAGAACAAAAGCAAAGUCACAUUUUAUCCUGUAGUGGCUUCCAAAGCAACAAAAUCCAGUAUGUAGUCGAGAUUGGAUGAAAUCUUUUGUUGAGAAGCCUUAUUCAGCAGGACUGAAAUAAACAGAUAAGACUACUGUGUUUCUGUCCCCACACAGGGAUAAGUGUAUGAUGCUGAUCAAAGAGGAGCCAGUGAGCCCAGGGGUGAGGGGCCGGGGGGAGGGCGUCCCACUGGGCUCCUGUGAGGUGUGUUCUGAACCCCCCAUCCUCCCUGUUGCCAUGGUACAAUCCGUCCUGGAGGGCCGAGGGUCUGGAGCAGACAGGAGGAUCACGAGACCUGCUCUGGAGAGGUAGACAUACACACGUCCAUUCGUUUUCCAAGCUCAAUAAUAAGUUCUACAUCGUUUUUAUUAUUACAUAUGAAUGUAUUGUUUACCAGUGAAGCCCUAGUAGUGUGAUAUGUGUGUUGUAGGCCAGAGGUACCUGAUGCUGUAGAGAAUGUGGACAUGAGUCUGGAGGACCUGCAGCUUCUCCUGAGGACCCACCAGCAGAGUGUGGAGCCCACCGCUGCUGUCAUGGAUGUGAGUAAUACCCUCCAAAACUUGGCAGACACAGAGUUUGUUCAAGUACUGUGUCACAAAGGCAUGGGAUACAAAAUUACUGCAGGAAGAGAUAUAAUACCUCCCAUUUGAAGAUCUCUAGUUUCUCUUCACUAGGUAGGAAUGAGUCAGACAGUGAUCCCAGCAGCUCAGAUUGAUAUGACGCUGUUCUGUCUUUACAGCCAUUCAAUUUCAACCUGCCCUUGAGUGAGUGGAACUUUACUGAUAUGGAGUCCAAUCUGAAAUCAGUGAGUAGAAUAUGUUUAUGGUGUUUGAAUUAGCUCUGCAUAUAUUGUCUUAAAGUCUAGUUAUAUUCAGUGAAAUCAACCCGCCAGUAAAGUCAGCACAAGUUGUCAGUUACUGUGUCAGCCAUACAUUUCUGUGGCUUUAGUCAGACAAGGGCAGGUAAUGGUCGAAAAAUGUGUCAACAAUAUACCUUCUUACUUCUUGGGUAGAUUAAUCAGUGUGUGCUGUGCAGGUAGCGUCUCUGCAGUUAAUUGAAAGUACUGGUCAGUGUUAUCUUCAGGAGUAUCUAAUCCCCCCACUCUGUGUUGCUGUGUUCCAGUACAUGUUUCAGAGCCAGGAGGCAGAGGCUUACCCCAACGCUGGUUGUGAGGAACAGUGA